GCUGUUCUCUUUUUUCGAACACAUGUUUUGACCUUUUAGUGGCAUCAUGCUGUAGGAUGGACGGUGACAUUUACCAAAAUAGUUUACAUUACACUUAAGAUUUUUAUUUUUUGUUAAAGACUUCCGCCUAUCGUCAUGCUACCCGCAGUCCGUAUUCUCUGAGCAAUUUUGUAGCUAGUUAGGUAGCUCGCUCAGACCCAGGAACAAUCAGGCCAAAUGUUAUCAAAAAUGGCGAGUGGAUAUUGCAGGUCUUUGCUUACCUCUUCAAUAUUUAGGAGUUUUGCCACUAGAUAUAUUAAUUCGAGGAAGAUUUGGGAAUGUAACCGAGUAGCCACAACUCUGGCGAUGGUCAGAGACGUAAGUGGGUGUACACAGUUCUCUCACCACUGGACAGCUGCACAUAUUCGCCUCCUUCGGGUUUUUUCUCUUAGAAAUGUUUUGUCUGCGCAAAAACUGUUUACCGAGGCAGGUGCUCCUUUCAAUGAAGGCGACUACCCACCUUUACCUGAAUAUAAAACAGACCCAGGACAUGAGAGUAAGGAUAUUUUCAUGGUCUGUGUCAAAGGACUCCCAUGGUCGUGUACUCCUGAAGAUCUCUUGGAAUUCUUCUCGGAGUGCCAAAUUCAUGAUGGUGUGAACGGAAUUCACCUGACAGUAAACAGAGAAGGGAGGCCGAACGGAGGAGCCGUUAUUGAGUUGGAACAGGAAGAGGACAUCUUCAAAGCUUUGCAAAAACACAGAGAGUACAUUGGAUCCCGAUAUGUGCACGUCUAUGAAGUGAGCAGCAUUGAAGCUGAAGCCAUCCUGAUGCAGUCUAUCCAGCCCUUUGCCCAGCGGCGUCGAAUGGUCAAGCUUCAGGGCCUUCCUUACAGCUGUACAGAGAAGGACGUCGCUGAGUUCUUUUCAGGUCUGGAGAUAGUUCCGGAUGGGGUGGCACUGGUUACGGAUCAGAAGGGGAGAUACACAGGGCUGGCCUAUGUCGAGUUCACCUCGCAGGAAAUGGCGGAUCGGGCCGUGGCGAGGCAUGGAAGUACAAUGGGCACCAGGUACAUCAAGGUGUUGCCCGUUCCCAUCAAAAGUGAAGUCCAAUCCCAGAGAGGCCUGAAGGAGGAAGUGUCUCCAUCUUUACCUGCUGCUACUGAGACAGACACUCAUCCUGAAAGCAAAGAUCCAGUGCCCAGAUCAGUCGAGUAUUCCAGAAAUCUCGGACAUUCCGUACACACGGGAGGCCUGCCAUUUGAAGUGACUGGACAAGACAUUUUAAAUGCUGCUUUUAAUAAAGACGACUACCCCCCUUUACCGGAUGUUAAAACAGACCCAGGACAUGAGAGUAAGGAUAUUUUCAGGGUCCGUGUCAAAGGACUCCCAUGGUCGUGUACUCCUGAAGAUCUCUUGGAAUUCUUCUCGGAGUGCCAAAUUCAUGAUGGUGUGAACGGAAUUCACCUGACGGUAAACAGAGAUGGGAGGCCGAACGGAGAAGCCGUUAUUGAGUUGGAACAGGAAGAGGACGUCUUCAAAGCUUUGGAAAAACACAGAGAGUACAUUGGAUCCCGAUAUGUGCACGUCUAUGAAGUGAGCAGCAGUGAAGCUGAAGACAUCCUGAGGCAGUCUGACCAGCUCUUGGCCCAGCGGCAUCGAAUGGUCAAGCUCCAGGGCCUUCCUUACAGCUGCACAGAGAAGGACGUCGCUGAGUUCUUUUCAGGUCUGGAGAUAGUUCCGCAUGGGGUGGCACUGGUUACCAAUCACAAGAGGAGAAACACAGGGCUGGCCUACGUGGAGUUCACCUCGCAGGAAAUGGCGGAACGGGCCGUGGCGAAGGAUGGAAAUACAAUGGGCACCAGGUACAUCAAGGUGUUGCCUGUUCCCAUCAAAAGUGAAGUCCAAUCCCAGAGAGGCCUGAAGGAGGAAGUGUCUCCAUCUUUACCUGCUGCUACUGAGACAGACACUCAUCCUGAAAGCAAUGAUCCAGUGCCCAGAUCAGUCCAGUAUUCUAGAAAUCCCGAACAUUCCGUACACACGAGAGGCCUGCCAUUUGAAGUGACUGGACAAGACAUUUUAAAUGCAGGUGCUGCUUUUAAUAAAGACGACUACCCCACUUUACCGGAUGUUAAAACAGACCCAGGACAUGAGAGUAAGGAUAUUUUCAUGGUCUGUGUCAAAGGACUCCCAUGGUUGUGUACUCCUGAAGAUCUCUUGGAAUUCUUCUCGGAGUGCCAAAUUCAUGAUGGGGUGAACGGAAUUCACCUGACAGUAAGCAGAGAUGGGAGGCCGAACGGAGAAGCCGUUAUUGAGUUGGAACAGGAAGAGGACGUCUUCAAAGCUUUGGAAAAACACAGAGAGUACAUUGGAUCCAGAUAUGUGCACGUCUAUGAAGUGAGCAGCAGUGAAGCUGAAGACAUCCUGAGGCAGUCUGACCAGUUCUUGGCCCAGCGGCGUCGAAUGGUCAAGCUCCAGGGCCUUCCUUACAGCUGCACAGAGAAGGACGUCGCUGAGUUCUUUUCAGGUCUGGAGAUAGUUCCGGAUGGAGUGGCACUGGUUACCGAUCACAAGAGGAGAAACAUAGGGCUGGCCUACGUGGAGUUCACCUCGCAGGAAAUGGCGGAACGGGCCGUGGCGAAGGAUGGAAAUACAAUGGGCACCAGGUACAUCGACGUGUUGCCUGUUCCCAUCAAAAGUGAAGUCCAAUCCCUGAAGGAGGAAGUGUCUCCAUCUUUACCUGCUGCUACUGAGACAGACACUCAUCCUGAAAGCAAAGAUCCAAAUCUCGGACAUUUCAUACACAUGAGAGGCCUGCCAUUUGAUGUAACUGGACAAGAUAUUGUAAAUUUCUUCUCACCAGUGAGACUGGAAAAGAUCCUCAUUGAGCACGACGCAAACGGGAGAGCCAAUGGACAGGCCGUUGUGCGCUUCUGUAGCCAUGAAGAUGCAAUGGCUGCCAUGUCCAAAGACAAAGCGCACCUGCAAGGACAAGACGUUGGCUUGAUCCUGAAUUCUCCAACAAUGAUAGGAUACGAUGAAACCGAGAAACGGUGAAACCAUGAACGAGAGGUGAACAUCUCCGAUUUCCAGAUAUUUCAGAAAGUCCGUCUGCUCCUGAAUUAUUGAUUGAUCUUGGUAUUAAGUCUACAGCUAAAUCCUAGAAUGGCCUCUAAUUAAACCCAUUCCUGUGAAGUAAUGUUGUUACGAAUACCAUGUACGAGAGAGUGCUUACACAGUAGCAAUGAAACCAUUGUUUUUAAAAUAUGAGGAUACUUUAUACUGUAAAUUAAGGCUGUCUUUAUUUUUCUGCACUUUGUUGAGCUGUUGAAGAAAUUCCAAUUAUAAUGAAAACAGCACUAAAAAUCAAUUUGCCUUUGGUGGAAGUAAGCUUGUUACAAAGCCUGCUGCUUCACACCUAAGUAUAGCUAUAGGCUGAAUGGGCUAAAUUUUGUCUUUGUCUGAAAUUCUUGAAACUAAGUUUGGUUUCAAAGCUCUUUUGAGUUGAGGUAACAAGAUGAAUACGAGACAAUAGUUCAGAAUUUCCGCUUUUAUUUCCUGGUAUUUGCACGUAGAUGUGUUCAAUUACUGAGAAUAUAGCACCUUUGGUGUCAGACCACCUUAUUUUUAAGUGAGCCAAAGUAGUGGAACAGAGAGUACUGAAGUCAAUGAAAGUAAAUGACACUCAAUAUUUGGUAACAUAUCCCUUGCAGUAACUGCAUCAAGCCUGCAUCCCAUUGACAUCACGAAACUGUUGCAUUCUUCUUUUAUGAUGCUUUUACUGAAGCUUCUUUCAGUUGUUGUUUUUUUUCAGGGGGCUUUUCCCUUUUCAGAAGGUGAAAUGCAUGUUCAAUUGGGUUAUGGUCUGGUGAUUGACUUGGCCAGUCUAAAACCUUCCACUUUUUCUCCCAAAUGAAGUCCUUUAUUGUUGGUCAUUGUCUUGCUGCAUGAUGAAGUACCUCCCAAUUAGUUUGGACGUAUUUCUCCAUAAGUCGGCAGAUAGAAUGUUUUUGUAAACCCUGCUGCUACCAUCAUGAGUUACAUCAUCAAUAAAGAUUAGUGAGCCCACUCCAGAAGCAACCAUGCAAGCCCAAGCCAUGCCACUUCCUCCACUGUGCCUCACAGAUGAGCUUGUAUGUUUUGGCAGUUGUUGUACAAACUAUCACCAAUGCUUGUGCAAUGGCUCUGAUUUCCCCUCUUUACUAAGCUUCAAAAUGGCUUGCUUUUCUCCCAAAGACAAUUCUCUGGUCUUCAUGUUGGUUCAUCUUUUCUAACACAAAUGCAGUCUUCACAGGCAAAACCCAAGGUUAGACAUUCAUGACUAUUUAUUUUUAACCAAUCACUCUAACAGGACACAUCUGGGCAACAAGAAACACCUGGUGGUCACAUGUUCCAAUAUGUUGGCUCACAGGAAAAUUGGGUGGUCUGAUACAAAAGGUGAUAUGUUUGAAGUUGUUUAACAAAUCUAGAUAAAAAUACCAGGAAAUAAAAGCUGAAAUUCGGUCCAGUCAUCUCAUGUACAUCUCUUGACCUCAAACUCAAUUGUCUUCAGUGUAUAGCAAAAAGAGGAAUUGAUCUUGCUGUUCCAAUACUUUUUGAUGGCACUGUACACAGACAUCCUCUGGUGUACCAUUGAGAACUCAAAAGCAGACUUGCAAGCAGAGUUGUUUAAAUAUUGGAUAAAUCCAGUCUUUUGUAAGAGAAGUUAAACCGAGGUCCUGACUCACUGUGGUCAUUAAAGACCCCAUGAUACUCACCGCAAAGAGUAGGGGGCGAAGUUCCAUACAAUGGCUCUUUCAACCUGCCACCUACUCAUCCCAAAUUACAAUCACGUUGGCGCUAAUCUCACAAGUUUGUGCUCAAUUUUCAGAACAUCACUCAUUGUGCACUCGUAUCUUUGAAGAAAUCUUCCAACUCAUUGCUUCAAGUAACUCAUUUAUUCUGAAAUACUACAGGAACAUCUGUUUAGAUCACCUGCACACAAGAUACCUAUAGCUUCACUGUUUAUUUGUUUUUACAAUACUUGAAUAUUGCAGUUAGAAAUACUUGAUGCAUGUUUCAAUAUGGUUAUUGUUGUGGUUCUAAAUAAAGGGAAUAGUGGAAACCGUAGAA
Molecule: messenger RNA, 5088 nt
Organism: Conger conger (European conger)
Lineage: Eukaryota; Metazoa; Chordata; Actinopteri; Anguilliformes; Congridae
Exons: 22
Coding region: 217-3033 (938 amino acids)
Biological process (GO): regulation of RNA splicing
Cellular component (GO): ribonucleoprotein complex; nucleoplasm
Molecular function (GO): RNA binding
Source: RefSeq, a predicted model, not a curated record